Messenger RNA from Didymodactylos carnosus, 738 nucleotides. NCBI's taxonomy places the organism in Eukaryota, Metazoa, Rotifera, Eurotatoria, Philodinida, Philodinidae. The record is from the annotation of a GenBank genome assembly.
AUGGAAAUUAGCUGGGUUUUCGACAACUUCAAAUUAUUUCGGACUUAUGCAUUUUUUGAUCAUAUACCAAGCAAUUCGCCAUUCAUCUUACCGAUAAAUGAUCUUUGUCAUUAUUGUAAGCAAUUGAAUAUCACAUGCAUCAUCGAUGGAGCGCACGCACUUGGUUCAAUUGAUCUUCGCUUUGAUUAUGAGGAUGACUAUUUACCAGAUAUUUAUUUAACAAACUGUCAUAAAUGGUUUUGUGCACCCAAAGGAGUUGGUCUGUUGUAUAUCAAAUCAAACAGUAAACUAAGAAUUCGUCCAUGUGUGCAAUCACAUGGAAUUAAUUCUGGAAUGCAUUCUGAAUUUCUCUGGACAGGUUUAAAAGAUUAUGCAAGUUUUUUAGCAUUAACCGAAUGCUUACGUUUUUGGUCAUACUAUGGUAUGAAGACGAUUAUGGAUCGUAAUACACAGUUGGCUAAAGAAGCAAGUGAUUUAUUAGUAAAAAUGUGGAAUACAUCUAAAUUAACUUCAGAUGAUAUAUCUGGUCCAAUGCGUUGUAUUAAAUUACCGAUUUAUAAUGAUAAUAAGGGCAGUUUUAUAAAAACUUUUGGCAUGACGACAUCAUCGGCGACAGAGGACAUUUUCGAGAAUGAUUUUCCAUUAGGCUCAGUUGAGAAUAAACACAGAAAAACACAAAACGUCACUAGAAAAUGUAAACGCAACGGUAUUCCUAGCACAAAUACAAUCAUUGCUUGA